Trichoderma virens Gv29-8 is the source of this 3456-nucleotide messenger RNA. RefSeq lists its product as uncharacterized. The record is from RefSeq and is a predicted model, not a curated record. Lineage: Eukaryota; Fungi; Ascomycota; Sordariomycetes; Hypocreales; Hypocreaceae. Gene Ontology annotation, biological process: endonucleolytic cleavage of tricistronic rRNA transcript (SSU-rRNA, 5.8S rRNA, LSU-rRNA); maturation of SSU-rRNA from tricistronic rRNA transcript (SSU-rRNA, 5.8S rRNA, LSU-rRNA); ribosome biogenesis. Gene Ontology annotation, molecular function: U3 snoRNA binding; GTP binding; GTPase activity. The transcript is spliced from 3 exons. Gene Ontology annotation, cellular component: nucleus; 90S preribosome. The coding region runs from base 1 to 3456 and encodes 1151 amino acids.
AUGGAGGACCAAGCGCAUAAGCCGCAUCGCAAGAGCAAGGAGAAGAAGAAGCACACCGGGGAUCGCAAUCCCAAGGCGUUUGCCUUCUCCAAGCCCGGCAAGCUUCAGAAACAGGCUGCCAGAUCCUCUGAUAUCAAAGAAAAGCGCCUCCAUGUUCCCCUUGUCGACAGGCUUCCGGACGAGGCGCCGCCGCGUCUCGUCGCCAUUGUUGGCCCCCCCGGCGUCGGCAAGACAACCCUGAUGAAGUCGCUAAUUCGACGAUAUGCCAAAGAGACAAUUUCAGAUCCCCAAGGCCCCGUCACCGUCGUCACCUCGAAGAAACAGCGAUUAACUUUUGUGGAAUGCCCUAACGAAUUGGAGGCCAUGGUGGACAUCGCCAAGGUGGCCGACAUCAUCCUUCUCAUGAUUGACGGCAACUAUGGCUUCGAAAUGGAGACUAUGGAAUUCCUCAAUAUCCUGGCUGCUACGGGUAUGCCUGGUAACGUGUUCGGUGUCUUGACCCAUCUCGAUCUGUUUCGUAAGCCUGCCGCUUUGAAGGAUGCCAAGAAGCACCUGAAGCGAAGGUUGUGGACUGAGCUAUACCAGGGUGCCCAUCUCUUCUAUCUCUCUGGUGUCAUGAACGGCAGAUAUCCCGAUCGUGAGAUUCAUAACCUAUCCCGCUUCCUAUCUGUCAUGAAGAGCCCGCGACCUCUCGUAUGGAGAAACUCCCACCCUUACAGCAUCAUCGACAGCUUCCGCGACAUUACUCACCCAACCAAGAUUGAAGAAGACCCCAAAUGCGAUCGAUCCAUUGUUCUAUCGGGAUAUCUGCGAGGAACAAACUUUUCAACUCAGGGCCAGCGAGUGCAUGUUGCCGGUCUGGGAGACUUUACAGUGUCGGCUAUGGAAGUAUUGCCAGACCCUUGUCCUACCCCAGCGAUGGAGCAGGCCUUGGCGAAAAUCACAGGAAAGACAGGGCGGAGGAGACUGGACGAAAAAGAAAAGAAGCUUUACGCGCCCAUGUCUGAUCGGAGCGGUCUAAAAAUCGAUGGUGAUGCUAUCUGGAUCACCAGAGAAAAGGGUUUCACUUUUGAUAAGGAUGCCGAUAAUACUGAGCGUGGCGAAGGUGAAGAAAUGAUCAUUGGACUCCAAGCUGAGCGAAGGCUUCUUGGUCAGACAGAGGAUGGAGUACAGCUUUUCAAGGGAGGCCAAGAAGUCAAAGAACUAGACGAGGCACAAGAUACUGGCAGAAAAGAGCCACGCAAGGCAAGAAUUGCCGAACGAGAAGAAGAGGAUGACGGCGAGAACGAGGAUGAUGAAGGCUUUAUCAGUGGAAGCGACGAAGAAGAUCCGGAUGAGGAAGAGGAGUUUAAUGAAGGAAAGUUGGGUAAAAUGUUCCGCAGCAAAGAUGCCGACAAGGAGAUCAACGGGGAUGACGAUGUUGCCUUUGCGGACAGUGACUCGGACCUUGGCUCCAUUACAGACCUGGAUGAGGAUGCGGAAGAUGAUGAAGAGUACGAUUCUGACGAGGAGACUGCAGCCCUCAGGUGGAAAGAAGGAAUGGCCGACAGAGCCAUGAAACUCCACUCCCGGAAGCGUACAUACCACACUGCUGAUUUGGCUCGCUAUCUUUACGAUGGCUCCAUGACUGCCAGCGAGGUUAUCAAGAAAUGGAAGGGCGAAGAAGAAGAAUCAGAAGAGGAGGACAUUGAGCAAGACUCGGAAGACGAGGAGUUUUUCAAAAAGACAUCACAUGAAAGCGAAGAUCUGGUAGAAGACCGGUCAAUACCGGAGUACGACUACGAGGACUUGGCUGCCAAGUGGGCUUCUCAGGAGAACAUAGAAGCCCUGAAGAAGAAGUUUACAUCAGGAAGGAAAAACGGAGGUGGAGACGACGAGGACGAGGACGGUGAAUUCGGUGGCUUUGAUGACGACGAAGAUGGAGAUGGAGAUGAGGGUGACGAGGACAGCGAAGGUGAUGGUGAAUUUGAGGAUCUAGAAGCCGAUCCUCAAACCGCACCCCAGCAGCAGACGGCGGAAGAGAUCCAGUCGGAGCGUGAAAAGAAUGCCAAGAGGAAAGAGGAGCUCAAGGCGAGAUUCGAGGAGGAGGACCGAGAUGGCUUCAUGAACGACAAGGCAAAAGCUCGACGAGAAGGAGGCGAAGACGAGCAAGAGUUUGGCGAGGAUGACUGGUACGAUGCGCAAAAGGCCAUGAUCAAGAAGCAGCUGGACAUCAACAAGGAAGAGUUUGAGAACCUGGAUGAACGCCAGAGAGUCGCUGUCGAGGGCUACCGCGCCGGCAAAUACGCCAAGCUGGUGCUCGAGGGAGUCCCCGCCGAGUUUGUCUCGCGCUUCGACGCCCGGCUGCCCAUCAUUGUCGGCGGCUUGUCGGCCACGGAGGAUCGCUGGGGCUUCGUCCAGGUGCGCAUCAAGCGUCACCGCUGGCACAAGAAGAUCCUAAAGACCAACGACCCCCUCAUCUUCUCGCUCGGCUGGCGGCGUUUCCAAACGCUUCCCAUCUACAGCAUCUCUGACUCGCGGACGCGCAACCGCAUGCUCAAGUACACGCCCGAGCACAUGCACUGCUUCGGCACCGUCUAUGCGCCCCUGAUUGCGCCCAACACGGGCUUCGUCUGCUUCAACUCGUUCUCGAACGCAACCCCGGGCUUCCGCAUCGCUGCCACUGGCACCGUCCUCUCCGUCGACGAGUCCACCGAGAUCGUCAAAAAGCUCAAGCUCACAGGAACCCCCUACAAGAUCUUCAAGAACACCGCCUUCAUCAAGGGCAUGUUCAACUCUGCUCUCGAAAUCGCAAAGUUCGAAGGCGCCUCCAUCAAGACCGUCUCCGGCGUCCGCGGCCAGAUCAAGCGCGCCCUGUCCAAGCCCGAAGGCCACUUCCGCGCCACCUUUGAGGACAAGAUCCUCGCCAGCGACAUCGUCUUCCUGCGAGCCUGGUACCCCAUCAAGCCGCACCGCUUCUACAAUCCCGUCUGCAACCUCGUCGGCUGGCAGCCCAUGCGCCUCACCGGCGAGGUCCGCCGCGCCGAGAACGUCGCCACGCCCCAGCUCAAGAACUCGCAGUACCGCAAGAUUGAGCGCCAGACCCGCCACUUCAACGGCCUGCAGGUCCCCCGCGCCCUCGCCGCCAGCCUGCCCUUCCGCUCCCAGAUCGUCGCCAUGAAGCCCCAGAAGAACAAGACGUACAUGCAGAAGCGCGCUGUCGUCCUCGGCGCCGAGGAGAAGAAGACGCGCGCCUUUAUGCAAAAGGUUCUCACCGUCCACAACGACCAGGUCGCCAAGCGCCGCGCCAAAAAGGACGAAAACCGCGCCGCCUUCAAGAAGAAGCUGGCCGAGGGCGACGAGAAGAGGGAAGCCAGGGAGAAGAGGGAGAGCAAAGAAUACUGGCGCAAGAAUGGCCGCAAGAGGAGUGCUGGAGACGACGAGGGCGGCGGCGGUGGUGGCAAGAGGAGAAAGUGA